AUGGGGCUGAAGCCCGAGAGUGGCUCCAAGGAUGGUUCCUGGGAGCCCAGCUGGACAGGGUUCUUCCAGGAGAUUGUAGCUCGUGCCCUGAAGAUAAACGAGCUUUCAGGGUUCUUCCAGGAGAUUGUAGCUCGUGCCCUGAAGAUAAACGAGCUUUCAGCCUGUGAGCCUGGCACGUCCUGGGCAUUUCCUGGGGCUGCGACCCCCCCCCCCGCCACUGCUUACAGCUGGCAGGGGCGGCCCGCCCGCAGCCCGCCGCCCGCCGCCGCCGCCGCCGCACGCCCAGCAGGGCGACCGCGGAGCCGCUCGACGCGCUCGAGAUGCAGAGCAGAGGCUCCGCGCAGCAGACCCCGCGCGCCGCCUGCUCCGGGUGCUGAAGGCGCGGGGACACCGCCGGGCGCCGCCGCGGAGCCAGCAGAGCCGGGAGCGCGUCCGCGUCCACGCAGUCGCCGGCCGCCCAGGGCUCCCCGCACGCCAGGACGUGGGAGGUGUUCGCGAGACAUGCGACCGGCCCGGAACCUCCUCAGCCUCCUCUUCCUCAUCCUCAUGGGCACGGAACUCACUCAAGUAGAUCACAGGAGAGAAGGCUCUGGAAUAAGCUUCCCGUUUUGCCUUGAAGCCCUUGCCGGCUCCCUAGCUCUCCCGGGAAGUGCAGCCUCUGCCCCAGCAUGGGAAGGGUUUAUUGUCCCACCUAACCUCGGAGACCCUGCUGGUGCCAGGCAGACAACCAGCCAGGCCCUGGAGAGGUUCUGCAUGGUCUCUGGGAGUGAAGUUUUCUUGGCUGCAGGGAAGGCCUGGCCAAGGGGCACACUCGUGCUCUGUGAAUGGACACCGUAUGUAUGCAUGUGCACACACACACUCACACACACUCUUCCACAAGCGCGCACCCCACAGACAUGGAGCCAGGCAGCGUGUGCCUUACUUAGACAUCUCGGGAAAGAGAUGGCUGGUCUGGGUGGCCCUGGAAGUGGCUGCCCUUGGGCCCUCCAAGCCCUACUGGCCCCCUCACCUGCAGGCUCCCUGAGCCCUCGUUCCCCGCCCCCCUCCAGAGGUUCACUUCUCAGUCUUUUUAAAGAUCCCCCGGUCUUGGAAGAAACUUUUGGUUCAGCUUCAAUUGGAAGCUUUGUCUCGGUGGUGAGAGCUCCCGCCUGUCCACGCUGGCGGCGCCAGCCAUCUGAAUGUGGCCCGCCCCUGCCCACGCUGGCUGCACCCACACCAUCCCGUUCAGGACCCUGGUCAGCUCCCCGAGCCCAGGCCCUCCAGGGGCCAGGAAGGCAAACGAUGUUUUCUUUGGAAGGCUCCUCUUUCUGAAGCUGAGCUGUGGCAUCUCUCAGGGAAAUGCCUUCCUCAACACAGCCCGGAGGCAGGCCCUGCCCUCCCCGCGCCUGCCUCUGAGGCUGUGCUUUCAGAAUCUUCCAUCGGGAGCCCAGUAUCCCUAAUUGUGGUGGGAUUUUGGAGCAAAGGCUCACCUGGCGAAAAUCUCUCCAGCCAGCUCAAAUCUGUGAAGGGGUCAGAGAGUGGCUGGCUCAGCCACCAGCUCCAGGGAUCCCGGCUACCCCGGUCCUGCCCAGGUGGGCUUCUUCGGGGUCAGGCCAGGUGCCUCUCACCUUUACCAGUCACCUCUAAGGCAGGGACUGGAAUUGGGAGUGGGUGUGGGUCCAGGGCUGGGCUGCUCUGAAUAAUCUGAGAGCUCCUUGGGGACACCCCUACCUAAGAACCUUGCUUUCUUGAUCCCGAAGUAAUUCGAUCCGAGGAAGCCACAUUGCAUGGUGUCAGGAGAAAUGCUGCCUACAUGGGCGAUGAGCACAAUACCUCUGGGCUUCAGGAAAAGGCGAGCAGAGCAGCGGUGACUGAGCUGUGUCUGUCUCCCCUCCACCCUUUCCCUCUUCCAGUUUAGGUAAAUUGCUCCCACAGCGGCACCCUCAGUCUUAGGGCCCUUCCAAGGGACGUGGACACAAGGUUCCAGGGCCACCAUGUUUAUGGAUUAGGACCCGUCCAGAUGGGAACAAGUCAGAAACGUAUGGGUUUUACCUGCGCUUCACAGGCGCUGCUCGAAGGAUUCAGGCAGACGGGCGGGGGGAGGGGGGGAGUGUAGAGCACAUGGCCGGGCCAUCUGUUCUCCCGACAGCAUGCUUAUGAGCCACUCAGUCAAAUGCCAACUAGUGAUGGACGGCCUACUACGCGCCAGGUUUGUGGGCCCAGAUGAACUCUGUCCUCAGGUGGAAAGAUGCUUGACUGGGUCUUGUUCUGUGAUUUUCAAUAAAAGGCUGGUGUUUCAAGCUCCUUGAGAAGUGUCCUCGGAGUUGACCGCUCAUCUUGGGGGGGGGGGGCAGCGCUGGGGCUGCCUGAGCCCCGCCCACCCCAGCCCAGCUCGCCUUCCCUUGAGAGAAGCACGUCAUCCCCCGUGUGUGAUGGCAUGAAAGGGGUGGGCAGCUCUGUGACAAUGACCUUGGACCCGGCUGCCCUUCCCCUUCCCCGUCCCACCAGCCACUGUCUGGUUGCCAUGAGAAAGGCUCUGAGCUUCAGCCUGAACGUCUACCAUUUUAAAACAAGGAGGAUGAAGCUAGCUGAUGCUCGAAGAUGGUUCUGUCCCCCUCUCCUGCCACAUGCAGCUCUCAGACGCCAGCCGGUCGGGCUUGACUCGGUCAAAGCUGGGCUAGCGAUGCUGAGCGCAACUGUCUGUCACCCGGGCCAUGGUGCUUAGUGGGGAGAUCUAAGGCUCUGCCAUAUCUAUUUGUUUAAGAGGCAUGAGGACUCUGGGGUCAGAGUGGAGGGAGCUGAGAACGCUUUGGAGGAGGGGUGCCAUUUGCGCGGGGUCCAAGGUUGCACCUGGGUGAGCCGGGGCAGGAAGAUGGGAAGGAACAGGUGGGCAGCAGCGGGGCUGCACACAGACGCCGCGGCACCGGGGCUGUCGAGUGACCUCAGGCUUUACGGGCCGACUGCUGUGGGCUCUUCUGGAGCUUGGUUAGCUGUGUGCAGGUCUCAGCACCUGAGAAGAGAUGUGAGUGGACUCGGCGGCGGGCAGGUGAGGGUGGGUGAUGGGUGCUGUGUCUGGACAGGCAGGUGUCACGGAGGGGCUGGUGUGGAGUUAGCCCCUCAGAAUCCCAUCACUGAAAAUCUGUUCGCUCCUCCUCAGAUUCAGCCAGAGUGGAAGACCCCAACCCAUCACCCUGAACAAAUUGAACAAGAAUAAAACCGUCCAUUCAGACGGAAGCAUGAAUUUUGUCACCUGCUUGAAUCAAAACUUUGGCCCAAUGAUCCCGCUGACGUCCUGUUCAUGUGCCCCAGCCCCUCGUGUCCCCCAGAUUUUAGGCCCACGUGUGCCCUGGAUGCUGGGGUGUCAGUGGUCCAGGGAGUUGGGGGGUUCAGGAUCAUGGGGGUCUUUUCCUAAACCAGUUAGUUCAGCAUGCAUGGGAUUGAUCCCGUCUUUGCACUGAGGUUGGCCGCUGCCUCGGGGGCUGGCCAGAGACCAUCUCCAGACACGCAAACAGCCCGCACGAGAGAGUUGCUCCCGUUUCCAGGGAGAAGGCUCUGUACCAGCAGCGGGGGGGCGGGAGCUGUAACUCCUCAGCACCAGGCGGCCGCUUCAUCUCCGGAAGCAAUCUGCCCCUUGUCCCACGCACUUUAGCUCUCCGCACUAAAAAGGAAGGUAAUUUUCUGCCUUGGGUUGUAUUUAUUACUAAAGUUAUUGGGCCCUGUAAUCAAUACUUAACAUCCCAUGUAAAGUAAUCCAAAGCUAAUUACUGGCUAAACUGAAUCAGACACACGCCAGCUGUGACUGGUGCUGCUGGGGACAGGAGCCGCUUCUCGGCUCUGAGAGGUGCCCUGUAGAUGCUCUCCCCCGCCGGAAGCAGCAGCCGUGAGGUCAUUCCCAUGGCUCAGGUAAGGGGGGAGAAAAUGGAACAGGAAAAUCCACAUCUCUUCAUUUUUUCAGAUUAUUACAUAUCAGAAACUGGCCAGGAGCUUAAAGCACUGGGGAGAAAACCAGUCACGAGGGUUAAUAUUUUUGGAGUGUCAUCAAGUGUCAGACAUCCCCCCCACACACACACCAGGAGCUUAAUCUGGGUCGGGUAGAAGCCGCCCCAGUGACCCUGUGUUGUCGUCCUCGGUCUCGAAAUGAGGAAACCAAGGCUCAAGGGGCAGAGGGGGGCGCGGGUGGUCAGUAACCUGCCCAGUGGCCCAGCAGGUAGGUGACAGACCCCAGAUGCAGCUCCACGGUCUGUCUGACACCCGAGUUCAUGUUCUUGUUAAGAUGGAGAGAGAAGAAUAAAAAGUAGAGAAACGGCUCAACCCCACUGAGAACCAGUAAGAAAGGGGGCACCUGGUGCCAUCACGGCAGCUCAUAGGGCCUUUGGAAGAGGGUUUGAGAGCCGUGUCUCUAACUGUGUGGCCCGUUGCUCGGCCUGCUCUGAACUUGGAGCUUGGCUUUUCAAAAGGGAAGAGCCUGCGGGGGAGUGGGUGUUUCAGACCCCUUGGGGGUGGUCUGCUUCCUGCCACUGAGGCUGGGUGAACCAGACAAGCCCUUUCACCCCAGGGGGUGGAGGGCGCCUUCGAGGGUGCACUGGGUGCCCCGCCUCGGUUCUCUCCAGCCUAAAGGUUCAUGCAGGGAGCCCCACACCCCUCAAAUCUCCCAGCAUCUGCCUGACGACUGGGAUCCAGGAAUUAAGAAAAAAGACACAGACCCUCUUAGCUGAUGUAACAUCUAAAUCUCCAAAUCGCCCCACACGCCUGCGGUCCUGGUUACGCUGUUUGUUACAUUUGGUGUAAUUUGUAAUUAUGGGGCAGCCGCAGCGAAGAAGGCUCCUCCUUGCUCAAAGGGUCUCCCCUUCUUCUGCACCCAGGUUAAGUCCCACAACGAACACGUAGGUGACAGUGGGCAACAGUGGCUCCCUCACUCUCGAGCGGUGUUUAGAAGACAUGGGCUUCCCCGUCUCCUCGCUCUAGUCUGGGCAGUGGGGACCUGGCCUGGGUGUCUCUGAGGUACGGUUCGAUGGCAUUUAAAAUCGGUUGGUCAGUAAGAGGGCGAGUGACUGGGAAGAGUGUGGAUUGAAUAGUCCAGCGGAGAGAAGGGGUGGAAGAUGCCGAAGCCCCAGGCUUUGCCUCUUCAGGAGCCCUCACCUGGAGACGCUCAUCUAGGGCAGUUCGGUUCCUUGCAACAGUGUAGUGAACACACAGGACACCCUCCAGGAGCUUAAACCUCCCAGCACAGAUGUCCCCAGGGUGCACAUGGCUCUCACGGGCGGCUCUGGAAGGAAAGUCACUCCCACUUGCUUCAAGUGGUGCUUCGGGGGUGUGAGGGUCAAAGACAGAACAGAGGCGUAUUCAUAAAUAUUACAAAUAACUUUACUUAUCACUCCAGGAUGCUGCUUGUAAAUCUGACAGCAUAGCGGGACUCAAAGGAGAGCUCUCGGGAUCGUAAACACUUCUGCUCUCCGAUGGGUGGGUGCCUGUGCCCCACCCAGGCAGUCCAGCCCCCAAAUCUUAUCAAGGUGACUCUGCACAGGUGGAAUCAGUGGUGCGUGGCCUCUGGGGAGAGGGCAUUGGUUGAGUCACCCCAUAAGCAACUCGAGGGAUUGCUCCAGAGUCAACACCAACCGUUGGUAGAGGGGCUGAGGUUUCUGAGGCCACGUCUGGGGUCCACAGGCAGAGGGUCCUCGCUGGUCUGAGAUGCUGGUGAUGUGUUGAGGGCGGAGUGUGUGCUCCGGGGAGUGGCCACGUGUGGAAGCCUCUAAAAUCCGGCAGCACCAAGUCCUCUGCUCUGAGCAAGUGUUACAUUCUGGGGUGUUUCCUAACCCUAACGCAGCUGGACCCCAGAGCUGACUCUUAGAUGUUUUUAUAAUGACACCACCUUCUAAUUCAUGUCAAGAUCAAUUACUUACUCAGUAGAAACCAGACCAUCCUCCACUAGUUAUGAUGAGUUCCCUUACCCAGAAAAUAGGAAAUGGUAAUGUUUGUGGGGCCCCAGGAGCCACGCGUUCAGCCCGGAGGGCAGGUGCCCGCUGAACUCUCCUGUCCCUGUCCUUCAAAGUGCCUCUCCCGAACUGGACCCCAUUUCUGUUGGGGCAACUAAGACAAGGUGGGGCUGUGGCCUCCCUCCCAUUGUCUGGAUGUGACAGUCUGAGGCAACAUUUAUGAAAGGAGCAUGGAACUUUCUAGAGCGGGAGCAGAGGGUGUGGGAGGAGGCCAGGGUGGGCCUCGGGCAGUCAGCUGGUGGGUGGGAGGGGCGAAAACAGUGCAUCUAUUCAAUUCUGACUAGGAUGUAAAGGCAUGGGGGUGGGGGUGUGAGUCAGCUUUUUCUCCCAUCCCUCUCCAUGCUUUGACCUCCUGGGGUCAGCUUAGUUCCCAGGGAGCUGUAGGAAUUCCAAGGUGCAGCCCACGUUUGGCAAGCCCAGUGUGAAUAACCCAAAUCUUUUCAAAAGACUGCUUCUCAGCCAUGCCUCAGGGGAUGCCAUAAUACCCUUUUAGGCUCCCUAUCAGGACUGCAGGCUCAGGAGAAAUACGAUAAGGGGGUUUCAGAUCUCCAGGCUGGCCGUAAUUGCCUGUCCCCUGGAGAGUCUGGGAGAGUCCCGGGCCAGGGGAGCUGAAGGCAUUCCUCAACCCUUGGGUGGUCUAGACUCCAGCAGGUCUUUGGAGCAGGACUUGGCUUCAUGGGUGUAAAUGACCUGGAUUUCAUUUCCUCCCCUGAACAACCCAGCCAGGCUGGCACUCUUCUAAUUUAGAGUACCCAUUGUAAAUCCCGCGGGACAUCACUGCCAUGAAAUCAGAUCAGAAGUUCUUCAGGAUCAGGAGAGGUUUAUUUGAAUUCUCUGUAUCGGCUUUGAUUGGAGCUCACCUUCCUAGAACAUAGCUCUGGGUGUUGGGAGCUGUUUUCACGUCCAGGAAUACCUCUUCCGCAUUUGUAUGUCUGUAUCAACAGCAUCUCUUGUGGGUGGUCGUUAGCCAAAAGCAGCUCUUUGGAGAGGGGGCAGAGGUGUCCAGGGGCAUUGAAUCCCAGCUCUGUCACAGGCUCUCGCACCAGUCGCUCAGCUGAGCGUCCCCUCGGAGCACCUCUGGUCUUCUGCAAAGCGGGGAUGGCGAGGAUGGGCACCCCUACUGGCUGCCGUGUCUGCUCCUGCACUGACUCACUGAAUCCUUACACAUCCUGCUAUUAUUAAACCCGUUUUACAGAUGGGGAAACCAAGGCACAGAAGGGCUAAUUACCUCGGCCAGGGUCUCACAACCAGUAAGGGGCAGAACCAGGGCUCAAACCCAGGCUGUCUGGCCCCAGAGUCUGUACACGGAGUGUCCACUCCGAGAUGCUUCUCUUGGCAAUGCACGUGCUCGGUUGGUUGUAGGGAAGUUUUCAUUCACGCACCAUGCCCGGAGUCUGAUCUAUCGCGUUGCUGUUGCUUCUGUCCUGGGGUUUACAGCAGGCUGUACCUCGUGUCGUGGUUUUGAUCUAGGGUCUGCAGCACACUGCACCCCACAUCUUGCACAUAGUAGGUGAUAAGUAAAUACCUGCAGCUUCCGCAAUGGACGGCGUGAGGUUUUGGAGAUUGGAUUGGAUUGGAUUUGAAGUUGUUCCAACAAAAUAAGUGGUCCAUGUCCUUCUGCAGUGGGAAGCGGGUGUGAGUGAUUUGGGUCGGCACAGCUUGCGGCCCUAAAUCGGUGUUAAACGUUCAUUGAAGGAGAAAGGCAGAGAGUGGGGGACUGCUGCCCCCACCCCCAGACCCAGCUGGCGGGACUCAGAGCACCGCGGUCGCGGAGCAGAGCCUGCAGUACCCGCUGGAGCUGGGAGAUGGCGCCCUUCCCCAACUGGUGAAAUUUGCUGCUUCCAACACAGAGGCUGCCACAGAUCCGUGCAUUAACCAGGAUAACAAACCAAAGGAGCCCCUUCAGCUCAUGGGUCUCACACCAGUGCUCAGGCCAGGACCAUCCUGGCUGUAACUGAGUCCCUGCUACAUAGGGGGACGCAGCAGAGGAAAGCUUAAUGGGAGGCCUAGAGGAAGUGCCUUUCAUCUCCUGUUACAAGCCUUCUGCAAAUUCUAAAGCACUAUUAAGAUGUUUGACCCAGUCAGGCCUGUGCUUCCAAGGAGACUUACAUGUGUCCUGACACCCAUGCUGCCGAGGGCUGGGGACUUGUGCCAGCCUGCCCUGCCCCUCUCCCUGGGCAUCAGGACCCCACACACACCCGGAGAGCCAGUGAGGACACCCCCCCGUCCCCCAGCCACAGACCCCAGGCCCCUGACCAGGGCUGCACCUGCACCACACUCACCACGGGUGGGGCCGCUUUAGCAACCCUGCGCGGAGGCCUGAGCCCCAAACCCACACCCAGCUUCUGCACCCCUGCUGCAUGCCCACCUGGACCCAGGAGCCCACACUGGGCAGCGCCACAGCUGCCAGAAAAGGCCUUAGGGCUCCUGGCUGUCCCGGGCUCCCAGAAGGGCCUUUCCCCUAGCGCCCUCCCCCAGCACUGGGGCUGGAGACCCCCCACCAGGGGCUGCUUUCGGAGCCCGCCAAGAGUUCGCCCUCCUGGCUGGGUUUCAGGGGGCUGCCGGGCUGGAGGAAGCCUGGAGCCACCGCCAAGCAAGUCCCCGGCAGCGGGGCGGAGGCCUUGGGCAUGGAUGGGGUGGGUCUCAGGGGGUUGCCUGGGGCUCGCUGGCCGGCGACCUUGAGGGUGGAAGGGCAGCGGCCAGCCCAUGCGCUAGGGACGCCGCCGUCUGCGCGGGCGGAUUUUGACGACUUGGGAGGGGGUGGUCUGUCUUUCCUCCCGGGCCACCCCCUCCCUACUCCUUGGUGACGGGGCUCUGCAGGCCUCGCUGCCAGCAGCCAGGGGGCGGCGGGGAGCCGGAGUGGAGAGGAAAAAUCCACCCAUUUCCUGGGCAGAUUGCGUCGGCCGCCGCCCGGACGUGUCCCCGCCUCCCGGCCGCGGCCCCCGCGCGCAGCCCGCGCGGCGCUCAGAGCCCGAGCCGGCGGCUCUUCCCGGCGGCGGGCGGGUGGCAGAGGACGGUGGGCAGCGGCG
Molecule: messenger RNA, 9001 nt
Organism: Delphinapterus leucas (beluga whale)
Lineage: Eukaryota; Metazoa; Chordata; Mammalia; Artiodactyla; Monodontidae
Source: RefSeq, a predicted model, not a curated record